UGGCCACCGAUUAUUUUCAAAGGUUUAAUUUUAUCCGAGCUAACUCCUGCGUUCCGCCUCCGAUCAGGGCAUAUAUAGUGGUCUGUAAAUAAUAUUCCUACCUCUCCCAGCUACCAGCUGAUUCCAUACAUACAUACGUACAAAUUACACAAUUAUCGACAUCUACAUAUUCAUCUACUUUCGUCCAACUCCAUACAAUUCGGCAUAUUGCGCGAUCGUAGCACAUAUAUCCAGUCCUGCUGCGCUGCACGGUAUCCUCCGUACGCAUAAGCACCUCCGAAUCAAAGAUAAAUUGUCGCCAAUCCAGGCACGGUACGUGGUUUGGCGAUUAAUUGCAUUUCAAUUUGCAAUUGUUGAUUCUGUACAUCACCCGUGGGACCAGAGCUGGGCGACCGAUCGAUCACCAUCAAUACCGAUAGUAUCGAGUUUGAGCAGCGUCCGAAUAAAUUCGGCUUCCUCAGCUGUAUUAAAUCGUGAAACAAAUGCCAAAAGCUUUGACAACAAGUAAAUCCAAAACCCACAGUUUAUAACUGUUUCCACUGGUUUUUCGGUUCAACGUCCAUUGAAUGCGCCCGAGUGCCAAAUACCAAGUGUAUUUUCUUAUGUUAUUUGUUCCGAUAGGCUUCCACCACACAUACAGCAGUCAGCUUGAUGACUAGAAAGAAAUAAAAUUCCUUCUGCAUUCCAUCCGCAGUCAACAUCCCACUACCUAAUUCGUUGCAAAGGUAAACGGAGGAACACCAUACUGACAAUAUUUUCGAAUAUUGCCAGCCAAUGUGACCGUUCCUCUCCUCAGCUCUUCUCCAAUUGGGAUCACUCAUAGUUUGGGAGCCUCUACCAAGAGUAAACCUAAACAAUCCGAGUUGAUCCAACAAUUGCAUUCUAGCAAAAGCCUGAGACCUUUCCGUCUAUUACGACCAUAGUGGCUUUGGAAAAUAAAUAUUUCUUUCUGCUCUUGUGGUGUCCGUAUCUACUCUCCGAAUCCAGCCAAGGUUGUAGCCAUCCGCUCCACACUUCCGCAUCCGAUUUGGAUGUUUUCUCUUUUCUGCGUGUGAGCGCCGAAUAUGCCAACAGGUCGCGAGGAGAGCAAACAACUUCUGCCGGUGACCUCUCCAAGUGUCAAAAGGCCACGCAGCUCUUCCGCCCCAGAAACGCCCACCUCGGUGACUCGCAAAGUGAAGUCCCCAGGUACUCCGGGGCCCUCCACAAGCUCCGCUGGUUCGAAGACCAAAUCGGUCCUGUUCCCGUCACCGGUCACACUUAAGGUGCCAGCGCGUACGCAAAGCAACCCAAGCGGCUCUCGACACUCCCGCACAAUGGCUCAAUCCGCCGCCACUGCCGCAAUGGCUAAAUUCGAAGCAGCCUCACGCAAGCUUAUGCAUUUCGGAGAGCGAAUAAACCUUCCGAAUCCCCGCACUCCAUCCGCCUCGCUUGCCACGGUACGCCGUGACUAAAUCCGAACCAUGUGGGCCGAUGUUGAGGCAGAGCAUAAGAACUGUUUCGCAUUUGUGGCUGAAGAGGGUCCGCAGGCUGAAGCGGACCUUCAAUCCAAAUUCGAUGACUGCUUUACAGUGUACGAACAGUGCGUUGCUGAUCUCACUGAUCAGCUCCAACAACCAGCAGUCCGUCCUUCCGCACAGCCAGAUUUUCACGGCGGCUGCAGACUCCCCCCAUGCGACAUAGAAGUAUUCGCUUGGGACUACGUCCGCUGGCCUACGUUCCGAGACCUUUCUACUGCGAUCUAUGUACAAAAUCCCAGGCUGUCUCCCGUGGAGAAGUUGUACCAUCUCACCAUUAAGACUAGUGGUGAUCCGAAGGCCAUAGUGGGAAAGUCUCCACUCACCAAUGACGGUUUCGAGGCGGCGUGGAAUGCCCUUCGUGACCGGUACGAGAACAACAGGCUCCUUGUGACCAACCAGAUAAACAUUCUCUUUUCGUUGGCUUCCAUCGGUUCCGAGUCAAGUCGUGCUCUAAAGGAGCUUCUCAGCACGAUCCAAGGGGUCUUAACCGCACUGGCCCACUCCAAGGUCUCAACCGAAAAUUGGGACAGCUUGCUGGUGACCAUUUGCGCCUCCAAAUUACCGAGGUUGACACGGGCUUUGUGGGAAGAUUCCGUCACCACAAAGAAAUAGAUUCCUUCAUGGAAGGAGAUGGAAUCCUUCCUCAGCCAGAGAUAUCUGACGCUCGAAGCCAUCGAGGGCAACCCGUCCGCUUUACAGAGUUCGAAAAGCGAUUCGCAUACGUCCCCUUCCGGAAGCAAUCCGUUCCGGUCCCAAGGAAGUUCACUCGUUCAAGACCGCAGUGAAUACAAAGAGGAGCACGUGUGAUCUCUGCUCGAAAGAGAAUCACCCAAUACGGCUAUGCCCUCACUUCCUCCAGAUGA
Drosophila miranda is the source of this 2383-nucleotide messenger RNA. RefSeq lists its product as uncharacterized. Lineage: Eukaryota; Metazoa; Arthropoda; Insecta; Diptera; Drosophilidae. The record is from RefSeq and is a predicted model, not a curated record. Bases 1464 to 2132 code for a protein of 222 amino acids. The transcript is spliced from 2 exons.